Messenger RNA from Piliocolobus tephrosceles (Ugandan red Colobus), 1582 nucleotides. Its product is annotated as translation initiation factor IF-2-like. The coding region runs from base 733 to 1512 and encodes 259 amino acids. The transcript has a single exon. The record is from RefSeq and is a predicted model, not a curated record. Lineage: Eukaryota; Metazoa; Chordata; Mammalia; Primates; Cercopithecidae.
GCUGGGGAAGAAAAGGCAAACCAGGGAUCUUACCUGGGCCUUCCCAGUUGACACUAAGUCAAAAUGGGUGCCGGUGAGACUGCCUGGCUCAUGCAGAUGGAAGGCUAACCUCUUUUUAGAAACAACUCGCACUACUCUCUCCUGUUUCAAAAGAGCUGUCUGGUCAGAAUGGUGGUAAGUCACCUUAGGAAGGGAGAGGCGUCGUCCUGUUUGUCAGACAGAGUUAGCAAAGGUUCAAUUUAAAAGAAAAAUUAUCUAAGAAGUUAAAAAUAAAAGUGUAGGGAGAUUCCCAUGACAUCCAUUUUUAUCUAUUUUUCCCUUUCUCUUACAUUUCCCAAGAGGCAAACUUUCUAAAACAGUCUUACUCUUUUCAAGUUUACAAAAGGCAGCACCCAGACUAUCUGAAUAACAUGAUAGGGUGCCCGGGAGAAGAGUGCACCUCUCCCACGUGCACCCUGCCUGGCUCCAUGCUGUCGUGGGGUCUAGCUACUCACUCAGCAGACAUUUCGGGAGUUCCAGGAACACAAACCCCAACAAGAUCCAAUCCAUGCCUUCCCGGAGUGCACAGUCCAGGAUGUAACCCGGCGAACAAGCGGCAAUUACCCCCUGAGGACAUGGUUUCAUCCGUGCGACAGACACCAAGCGCCUUCCCCACGCCCUUGACCAUAAGGCCGUCCCGGCCCUCCUGAAGCGUGGAGCCAGCUUGGAACAGAGACAAGACACACGGACGCGAUGCACACAGGCGUCCUGACGGAGGGCACCGAGAACUCGGCCUCGGCGACUGCUACAGGCCCCUCCGCCUGGACUAGCGGCUCCCCUUCCCCGCCCCUACACAGGGGUGGGCGCAGCAAACGCCCACCGCGGAAUGUGGGCCUUGGAUUCGGAUUCGGAGGCUCCUCGGAACAAGGAGGGGGGAGAAGGAGGAAUCCAACCCGGGCAGCUUUGCCACCGCGCGCCCGGCCUCCCCGCGGCAGGGAAGCGGCGCCAUCUCCGCAGGUGCGCGGUGGACGCUUGCAUCCCUCGGGCCCGGGGCUGUCGGGCGCUACACAUCCACCUCCUGGGCGCACACAGAGGGCCUGGGCCGUGCCGAGUCUCGGCAGGGUUGAGCCUCCUCGCGCGGCGCGGGCUCCGGCGCUGCCCGCAGUGCGGGACACGCCCAAGGCUCGGAUGGGAGCCGACGCUGAGGGAGCGGCACCUGCAGGGAGCGCCGGGAGCCGAGGCCGCGGCGGGAGGGGCGGGCGCGGCCGGCGGGGAUGCGGGGUCGCGGGAGGGGCCCGCAGCCCAGGCCAGAGCUGGGGGCGGCCCGAGGCCCAAGCUGGCCAGCGAGGGUGGGAAGGGCGGACCCGGGUGGGGACCGCAAGCCCCGGGAACAAGCGCGCGAGCGGCGGGUCCCGGCGGCACUCACCGAGCCUGGGCGCCGGGGCGGCGGCGGCCGGCGCGCGGCCCUCUCGCGGCGUCCCCUCCCUCGGCCACCCGGGCUCCGCUCCAGCCUCACAGUGGCGGAAGCACUGACAGCUGCGUGGCCGCCCUGGAGGGGAGGGGGCGCCUGCGACCCGCGACUGGCGGACGCACCGGCCGUUCC